Messenger RNA from Pseudophryne corroboree (corroboree frog), 2489 nucleotides. RefSeq names its product Bardet-Biedl syndrome 12 (gene BBS12). The coding region runs from base 264 to 2243 and encodes 659 amino acids. Gene Ontology annotation, biological process: chaperone-mediated protein complex assembly; photoreceptor cell maintenance. Gene Ontology annotation, molecular function: ATP binding. NCBI's taxonomy places the organism in Eukaryota, Metazoa, Chordata, Amphibia, Anura, Myobatrachidae. The record is from RefSeq and is a predicted model, not a curated record. The transcript has 4 exons.
CGCAGCGUUAGAACCGGUAGCUCCGCCCCACCAGUGUCAUUCCAGUACACAGAGCGGCAGUGACGGGUAGAGACUCCUCCCCCGCACACAAAGAAAUGCGCCGGCUAUGGAGGGAGAUGAACCGCUGUAGUCAAAACAGAGUGGGAGAUUGUGGAUUGCAUUUGGAAAUCCUGCGUUUGCCACUGUUAUACAUCAGUUGGCACUUGAAAUCAGCAUGCAAAUCCAAUGGAAUUUAUACAUAGGUACUAUUUGCAAACAACACAAUGACGGCUAGAAAAAUACGAGGCCACGAGGGACUGGUCGAAUUAUGCAACUUGUCAUCUCCAGUAAAGACCUUCCUCGGACCCAUAAAAUCAUACAAGUUUAUUUAUGACCAAGAUACCCAUGAGAGUGCUUUGACUUGUUCUUCAUUCCGCCUUCUGGAGAGUCUAGAUUUGACCAGUCCAGUUGGACAGCUUCUUAAUGAAACAAUUCAAGCUCAUCAAAAUGUAUAUAAAACUGGGACAACAACCCUGUUUUUUCUUGUUGGAGCAUGGAGUAACGCUGUACUAGAAUGCCUUCACCAAGGAGUCCCCACGUCCUUGAUCAUUUCAGUAAUGUUAGAAGGACUAAACUCUUGCAUUGAAAACCUUGACUCUCUGCACAUACACCUCAAUAAUAUAGUUAUAACAAAUCAGAGUUCAAGUAGAUCAACCAAUGUUAGACAUGAAAACACUUCUGAUAGUGAUAAACAUUGCUUUCCCUGUUUUGUUAGAGAAGACUGGCCAAAGCAUUUCUCCAAAAGCAGCAAGCACAUACAACUAACAGAAGCUAAUACAGAAGGCUUAAAUAGGACAUAUCAGAUGAGUAGACUAUCUCGUAGUAAAUACUUUUCCAUCCUGAACAGAAGCUGCUUUCAGAAUACCUCCACAACACCAAACAAUAAUCACGCUUUAGGAGAUCUGACUAAGUCUUUGAGCCAUGGCAGUUCAGAAGCCAUGAAACUUGUGGAAAAAGCUGUUACUUAUCUUUUUGAAAAUGCUGAAGAUACAUCUGUGACCAAGGACCUCUUUCAUGCUUCCCAACUUGAGAUUUGUUUUUUACAAGGUCAAUCAAACAGUCACUCAAACGCUUCCUUUGGAUAUACAACUUUAAUCACAUCAGAGAAUGCUGCCAUUGCCAAAGAAUUAGAGGGCAAACCUCUGAAGGUUCUACUUGUGGAUGGGGAACUGACUGAGAAGUAUCGUCAUUUGGGCUUUAAUAAUGCAACCAAUGUAAAGUCAAUAUCUGAAUUUACAAACAGUGGAAUAAGUAUCCCUGAGGAUCCAUGGCUAAGUUCUGCAUUUAGGAAAAUUAUUGACGCUAAUGUUGACUUAAUUUUAGUCAGGGGUCUUGUCUGCCCACAGCUUAUGAUGAAUUGCAUUCAGAAAAAUAUUCUUAUUAUUCCUAAUGUAAAGCAAAAGGUUCUUCAAGCAAUUAGUGAGUGCACAGGAGCAGAGCCAGUGAACUACCACACACAGAUAAAUCAGCAUAGCGUAGGGUAUGGGGUUUAUGCCAACAUAUGCACACAGUAUAGCUCGUUUUUAGAAUAUAGCCAAGUUAUUGCUCUUACACUCCAAGCAGGCACGAUGAACCUGGUCACAGUUGUCCUAAACUGCAGUUUGAUGCCUAAAAUGCAAAUAUUAGAAGACCAAUUUUGGGCCUGCUCAUAUAGAUUACAUCAUGCUCUUCAUGACGAGAAAGUCUUUCCUGGUGGAGGUGCAGUGGAACUUUUGUGUCUCGAUCACCUUAGAAAACUUGAAAAUAGUGCAGUACCAUUUAAUUCAGACAGCAGAGGGCACUAUAUGUCAUCAUGGGUGUCUACUACGGCCACACACUACAAGGCUUCUGUUUUCAGGUGUCUCGCCAAAGGCUGGUAUAAAUAUGUUUCCGUUCUUCUCUGUAACAUGAAUACAUAUUCUUCCGAGUUAGAAUCUAUGACUUUCAUAAACAAUGAACUGCAAAUCAUGAGUGAUUUUCCAUCUCCCUCUUCAUAUAUUCUAAAUGAGUAUUCUAGAAAGCUUGCUUUGGUUGAUAAUUUAGGUGUUCCUACAGAAAGCAGACCAGCAAUAGUGUAUGAUAAUGUUGUUCCAAAGGUGGAGGCAUGGCGCAGUGCCAUGCAUCUAGUUCUCACAGUGCUUCAGUCCGAUGCAGAGAUUAUUACAGGGUCUAUUAUACAUAUAAAACAAAGGGAAUCUGUACAUGGAGAAAAAAUGUUCUUAUAGUUUUUCUUUUUGUGGAUAAAAGUUUCAUGUAUUGGAAAUUUGUCAUGUUGAGAUUAAAACUGGGGUAUGGCAAAGUAUUUUUUUUCCCUUUACAAUUCUGUAUUUCAUUGAUUAAGUCAGUGGUUCCCAAUCUGUCUUGAAUCAUGGCACCCUAGAGUGUCAGCAUUUUUUUUUUACAGCAUCUCUGGGCCACAAGUUACUUUUAAUAUAAUCAGUAUAAAAUAAUUAAAUUGUGCUUACCUGUCA